Messenger RNA from Oppiella nova, 1824 nucleotides. NCBI's taxonomy places the organism in Eukaryota, Metazoa, Arthropoda, Arachnida, Sarcoptiformes, Oppiidae. The record is from the annotation of a GenBank genome assembly.
GUUCCGCCCACACCUACCGACCCGACCACUCCCACCACAGCGCCGCCUAAUUUCCAACAUUGGCCACAACGAGCCGGCGAUAAGAGGUCCCUAUCGAUGGACGACGCCAUGAGUGGUCAGCCGCCGCACAAGAAGUUUGUGCUGAACGGACCCUUCGAUCUGGAAGUGUUCACCAAUUGUGUCAUUUGGGAAAGACAUCCAUUGCUUCAGUUCCACUCACACCCAGAAGUGGAGUCAUUGCGGGCUGCGUUGGUGUUGAAGUUGAGACAACAGUACCACGAAAUGUGUCACUCGCGAGAGAACAUCGAAGCGCCCAAAGAGUCGUUCAAUCGGUGGUUAAUGGAGAGGAAAGUGGUGGACAAGGGGUGCGAUCCGAUGGUGCCGUCGGAGUGCUUCUCCGAGAUCUCCCUUUCGAUGUACAACGAGAUAAUGAACGACAUUCCCAUAAAACUGGUUAAACCCAAGUUUUCUGGCGAAGCGCGCAAACAGCUGUCGAAGUACGCGGAGGCGGCGAAGAAGAUGAUUGAGUCGAGGAAUGCCUCGUCUGAGAGCCGCAAGAUUGUCAAAUGGAAUGUCGAGGACGCCUUCCAGUGGAUCCGCAAGACAUUGAACGCCACCUUCGAGGACUACCAGCAGAGACUGUCUCAUCUCAAACAGCAAUGUCAGCCACACAUCACCGAAGCGGCCAAAGGCUCCGUUGAAGCCAUUUGUAGUAAAAUAUAUCACUUGUCGUGCGAAUACGCGAAGAAAAUUCAUCAAAAGAACAUUGAGAUCAUUACCGCCGAUGGACUCAAAGAGAGCUGUCCCUUAAGGGUACAGAACCCCAAAAAGGUGUAUUGCUAUCCCUGUGUGUUGGCACAUCCCUGUCCUAAACAGCCAGCCGUUCAUAUAUUCACCGAUAAGGACACAACACAUUUGAGAUAUAAAAACGAUUCGUUGCGAAUCAGUACCCUUUACUUCCAGAAGUUGGAACAACUCUAUCGAUACAAUUGUUUCGAUGACCGCAAGUUUAAUCUAUUCCUCACCAGAGUUUGGUCUCUACUCAAGAGAUAUCAAACGUGGUUUGGCAGCAAUGAGAGUUCGCCCACUCAGGGAGCACUACCCCUCUCUGUGUUCUCGGUUCUGCACAAACACUUCGGGAUUAAAAAACUUGAAGACAAUGUAAUUAAUGAAAUCAGUUUUUACGGCGAAUCCACUCGAAAAGCAAAAGAAGAGCUGAAAACGAAUUCCAUCGCCAGAAACAAACAGUUAUCGGACCUAAAAGAAGCCAAACUCGUCAGGAGUUCCAGCUUUAAUGAAGUGUCCAAUGUGUUCACGACAUAUGAACUCCAUCUUCAAAAGUUUGAAUACAAAAAGAUUUGCGAUCUCAAGAAAUCCACCAUGAAAUUUUUCUUGGAAUUCAUAAAAAGUGAACUUUUAUUUCACGCCAAGACUAUUGAGAUGUUGACUGAAAGCUAUGGCCAUAUCAUGAACAUCGACGCCGACAGAGAUUUGCAGCAAUUCUGCAAUUAUUUCAGUUUCACUCAAUUGGGUUCACCUAAAAGGGAUGACUCCAAGACCACAGUCGGUGACAAUAUGCAAACACAUCCGACGUUAAGACGAUUCAAUUCGGCGCCGAAUUUCAAUUCAAGUACUAAUCCAACAAAUAAUGAUUCUUAUGAUAUGAACACUGACUCGAAAUCUAUUGAAUCGAUUGUCGAGCACUCGGAAAGUGAUAGCGAAUUAGAUGUGGAAACAAAUCCCAAUCUCUUGGAUCGUCUCAAACCAGUGGACAGAGAGAACUCGGAGUCGGUAUCCGUUUCGCUGUCAUUGUCGUCCGCGUAA